This is a messenger RNA of Penicillium waksmanii, 1395 nucleotides long. RefSeq names its product fungal specific transcription factor domain-containing protein. NCBI's taxonomy places the organism in Eukaryota, Fungi, Ascomycota, Eurotiomycetes, Eurotiales, Aspergillaceae. The record is from RefSeq and is a predicted model, not a curated record. Gene Ontology annotation, molecular function: DNA binding; zinc ion binding. Gene Ontology annotation, biological process: DNA-templated transcription. The coding region runs from base 1 to 1395 and encodes 464 amino acids. The transcript is spliced from 3 exons.
AUGGCCGAGCACUCAGAUGCCAUUAAUGCUAUCAAAGACAAGCUAAGAAAUCUGGAAGAUAGCACGUCACGACCUGGCAAUGCUUCAUUGACUGCGUACGACACGCCAGCAACUCCAGUACAGUUGGUCAAUCCUUCCCCAGGAGGCUCGACAUUUUCUCGCUUCAAUGAGUUGAUGCCCAUGCCGAUUCCUAUCGCACAUGGAUCAACUUCUGAAGAUCUUCUACGCUCGCGACAGUUGAAAGCACUACUGGGUGACUAUCCAAAGGACAUGUUGCUACGAAGAGAGCAAAAGCGAAAGCAACCAGAAGAGUUUGCACCGCGCAAGGAUACAUUGGCCGACCAGUUGGCGUUGCCCUUGGACACAUCAUGUACUGCAGAGUUGGUGAACAUCUACUUUGCCGUUGUAAAUCCUAGGCAUCCGGUUCUUGAGCAAGAAACCUUUGAUGUUACUGAUAAUUCAACUGAUGUACCAGGUGCAGCAGGCACGAAAAUAGCUUUGGUAUUGAUGGUUCUGACGCUGGCAAGUAUCUCUCAAGCCUCGCCCCAGGUCAUGAAAGACGGCGUAUCGCCAGGGAUCGAGUUUGCUCGACCAGCAAUUCAAUUUCUAUUCCGAGUGUGGCCAUCAUACUGUGAGACAGAUAUGGAACUAUGCCAGGCUCUAUAUCUGGCAGCAUCGUGGUACAACUACCUCUGCAGACCCCUGCAAGCAUGGCGUAUGAUACACAUGGCAUCGACUAACAUACAACAUGUAUUUCUACAAUAUGAAAGUCAAGAAGUAGAAGUUUCUCAGAAUCUUGUGCGACUAUGCUGGGCUAUUUUCCUCAUGGAGUGUGAUAUCCUUGCGGAAUACCAUCUUCCCCGAAGUGGAAUCGAGAACGUCGUGGAAAGAAUACCUUAUCCAAAAUGUGGCCCGAAUCCCGACCUUCACGUUCUUGCCUGGCUUGCGAACCUAUCCGCUCGCCGAUUAAUGAACUGUGUUCAUUUCACUGUUUACAACACCGCAAGCAGCGAUUUAAAUAAUUGCCAUGGGCAUAUUUUGGACUCACUACUGGACUCAGCCAAUGCAAAUGUUCUUAUCGGCAUCUCAGCAGAGCUCAACCACCAAUUGUACCUGUGGUGGGAUCUUCUUCCGCAACCUAUCAAGCCUGAACCGGAUGAUCUUGACCCAGAUGCUCACCAGGGAGACCUGAUGUUGCGUUUCUGGGCUUGCGGCGACAUUAUAUUCCGUCCUUUCCUUUAUAAAGUGUGUUCGAUGCCCCAAGGCUGGAUCCCAGAAGAAGCCCUCAUAGAGCCUGCCAUGAGCUGCAUAAAUCAUUGUCGUAAAUUCUUGCGGCUCGUCUCAUCGCUUACAAGGGUUCCAUCUCCUUUCACAUUGAUUAAUCUUCACUCGUAA